This is a messenger RNA of Uncinocarpus reesii 1704, 315 nucleotides long. RefSeq lists its product as uncharacterized. NCBI's taxonomy places the organism in Eukaryota, Fungi, Ascomycota, Eurotiomycetes, Onygenales, Onygenaceae. The record is from RefSeq and is a predicted model, not a curated record. Bases 1 to 315 code for a protein of 104 amino acids. The transcript has 2 exons.
AUGGCCGUGACUCCUGCACACGCCUCGGCUGGCUGGUCACCAUCUGAUCCCACCCGUAUGGCCGUUCGCUCAGCAGGGCCAUCUCGUGGGGGGAGCGUGCCUCGGAAGAAGAUACGGGUGAGCUCUGCUCGAGAUCCUGGUAGGCUGCUGGCGCGGGAGGAACGGGCCGACAGGUUCCUGGUUGAGGGUAAGACACGCUGUUCGAGAGGGGCAAGAAGAUCUGAUGCGGUUGCUGUGAUGGGCAGGUUUGGGGAGAGUCUCACGCUGGACAGGUCACAGCUGGGCCGGGUGGAGGUCGAUGACGCCUUAAAAUGA